AUGGUCAGGCAUGUCGCCACCACUGCCUGUCGCGCAUCGCCGACCCGAUCGCCUCCUCCGCGUGUUGGAUCGCAGCAGUUCUUUACCCCGCUGCGCCCCAAGGCCUCGUUCGGCUCGUCCACGACUCACUCGGCUGCUCGUUCAAGUUGGGCACCUGUUUCGUUCACAUCAACGUUCCUUCGUCGCGCAUUCGCAACUGGGCGUGGUCCUCGUCCUGGCUACAUCCAGAUGGGAGGGCGGCGUCCGCCUCCUCCCGGGUUCCUUGAGAAGCUCCGUCGUCGUGCCGACAGUUGGGAUCCGACCAAGGUCGUUUACGCGCUCAUUGCCAUUAAUGUUGGAAUCUACCUGCUGUGGAAGUAUGCCGUCUAUUCUUAUCAACGGUUCGGCGACGCGUCCCUGUUCAACGCCAUGUACAAGAACCUCGUCACCAGCGAGGCCAACAUCAAGGCUGGAAGGAUUUGGACCUUGAUCACCUCUGCCUUUUCGCAACGCGGUGAUUCCCACAUGCUCAUGAACGGCAUGGGCCUCUACUUUGUCGGCCCCGCAGUCGCAACUUCCCUUGGCUCUGCAGCCUUCCUUUCGCUGUAUGUUGCAGGAGGCUUCUUAGCGUCCAUUGCUUCCCUCACGUUCCAUCAUUUGCGAGGGGUGGACCCGAGGGUAGGCAGUGAGGGCGCCUCGGGUGCCAUUUACACCUGCCUGGCGUUUUUCGGAGCCAUGUACCCUCAGGCCCAGUUCAUGUUGUUUUUCAUUGUCCCCAUGCCCGCAUGGCUUCUCCUUUCGGGCAUGUUUGGCUACGAGGGGUACCAGGUUGUCGCCAACCCCAACCGCAAGACCGACUCGGCAGGCCACCUGGGUGGUCUUCUUACUGGCGUGGCAGCGGCGUAUGCCCUUCGCCGCGGUCACUUCCGCAGGUUUUUCAGGCUAUAG
Apiotrichum porosum is the source of this 927-nucleotide messenger RNA. RefSeq lists its product as uncharacterized. The record is from RefSeq and is a predicted model, not a curated record. Gene Ontology annotation, molecular function: serine-type endopeptidase activity. Gene Ontology annotation, cellular component: membrane. Lineage: Eukaryota; Fungi; Basidiomycota; Tremellomycetes; Trichosporonales; Trichosporonaceae. Bases 1 to 927 code for a protein of 308 amino acids. The transcript is spliced from 4 exons.